This is a messenger RNA of Panicum hallii, 895 nucleotides long. RefSeq lists its product as uncharacterized. Gene Ontology annotation, cellular component: cytoplasm. NCBI's taxonomy places the organism in Eukaryota, Viridiplantae, Streptophyta, Magnoliopsida, Poales, Poaceae. Gene Ontology annotation, molecular function: protein phosphatase inhibitor activity. Bases 190 to 558 code for a protein of 122 amino acids. The record is from RefSeq and is a predicted model, not a curated record. The transcript is spliced from 7 exons.
AUCCAAAUCAUCAUAUUGCUUUCCCUUGCAGGCUUGCAGCGUCCUCCUCCUCUUGUCCUCGCCCUGCCGUCCUCAAUUCCCUCGGCCUGCUUCCCUGUGCUGUGCGGUGACUUGUCCUGUAUCGGGCUGCCGUGCUGCUGCUGACCGGAGGAGAGAUCCCUUCGUCCGCAGCUCUUCUUUUGCUGCAUCAUGUCGGAGAUAAAGGACUCCAAUGCUGCUGCUCUUGAUGGAAAUCCUGAACCUAUGGAUCAAAGUGAAGACAAUUCUAUGCCGUCAGCUCAGCAACAGGAAGAAGCAAUCAAGAAGAAGUUUGGUGGACUAAUUCCCAAAAAGCCACCACUCAUCUCAAAGGAUCAUGAGCGGGCCUACUUUGAUUCUGCUGAUUGGGCUCUAGGAAAGCAAGGUGUUGCCAAACCCAAAGGACCCCUGGAGGCACUUAGGCCAAAGCUGCAGCCAACACGCCAACAGCAACAACAACGUGCAAGGCGCUCUAUUUACACUUCGUCAGAAAACGAGGACGGAGAUGGCGCUGGUGCAGAGGAUAUGAACAUCAACUGAGGUGGCCCUGGAAUCUGCAGGACGUGCUGCGUUGUUGGAGAAUUCAGUUGCUUCAAGCAGGCAGCCCCCUUCGGUCGUUCUGUGAAUCGAUCGACAUAAGAAAAUCCUCGUUAUCAAGUGUUGUGUUGCGUUUACCCAAUUGAAGAAUAGAGGUGAUCCAUGCAUCUCCACAUGAGAUGAUGGAUGGUGUACAAGGUUAAUUAGUUCAGCAUUUGGCAUGAGAUAGCCUAUGUUAUUAUUAUACUGCAAAUCUAUUUGUGGAUAAAUAUAUGCUGCGUGUUUUGCUGAACAUGUAUGAAAUUAUCGAUGGCGGUGGUGACGCUGCAGUAACAUGAUA